AUGCUCGAGUUAGUCAAGUUUCGCCACAUCCGCAUUAACGAUCAGUUACUGCACAAACUGAUACUCGAACGUGCUGAGCUGCAGCAAUUAUUCUACAAUCGUUUCCGACAAGCUGAUGCUGCGCACACAACGUCUAAAUCAAGUAACCGGAAGAGCGGCAAGGCUGUGUCUGUGCCGGGGAAUAAUCGUCGUGAAACGGUGCAACAGAGCCCGAAGGGCAGCAUCCAAGCAACGCUACACGCAGGAGGCAGCGACGUUGCACGGCCCCAACAAGGUAGUCGCCCUAAAGGACGACCGCCGCCGCGCACGGGAUGCCUGCAUUGUAAGGGAGAACAUUGGCUGCGGGAUUGCCCGGUCGCCACACCUGAUGAGAAGAAAGCUGCACGGGAGGCACAUCAGUCCAAGAAUUGGAAGGUGAAGAGAGCGUAUACAGUCCUUAUUAACGGAGCUGUGGAGAUAUCGAUGUGUCCAGACACGGGAGCAGACAAGUGCAUUCUCCCGGCGGAUGCAGUGAUUCACUGCCAGUGA
This is a messenger RNA of Phytophthora sojae, 528 nucleotides long. RefSeq lists its product as hypothetical. NCBI's taxonomy places the organism in Eukaryota, Oomycota, Peronosporomycetes, Peronosporales, Peronosporaceae. The record is from RefSeq and is a predicted model, not a curated record. The coding region runs from base 1 to 528 and encodes 175 amino acids. The transcript is spliced from 2 exons.